This is a messenger RNA of Monoraphidium neglectum, 261 nucleotides long. Its product is annotated as Glycerol dehydrogenase. The transcript is spliced from 4 exons. Lineage: Eukaryota; Viridiplantae; Chlorophyta; Chlorophyceae; Sphaeropleales; Selenastraceae. The coding region runs from base 1 to 261 and encodes 86 amino acids. Gene Ontology annotation, molecular function: oxidoreductase activity, acting on CH-OH group of donors; metal ion binding. Gene Ontology annotation, cellular component: cytosol. The record is from RefSeq and is a predicted model, not a curated record.
AUGGUGCUGGAGGGCCGCCCCAAGGAGGAGACAGACACAGUGCUGACAUUCUGCGAUAAGGUGGGGCUGCCGACCACUCUCAGGGAGGUGGGCGUCGACGCCGGCGACCUCGACGCAAUAAUGAAGGUGGCGGAGCGCUGCGUGGCCAAGGGCGAGACGAGCCACAACGAGCCCUUUGAGGUCACGGCGCGCAUGGUGGCGGACGCCAUCGCUGCCGCCGACCGCCUGGGCGCCCUGCACAAGGAGAAGCUCUGGCCGUGA